Neurospora crassa OR74A is the source of this 712-nucleotide messenger RNA. RefSeq lists its product as hypothetical. The coding region runs from base 174 to 422 and encodes 82 amino acids. The transcript has 2 exons. The record is from RefSeq and is a predicted model, not a curated record. NCBI's taxonomy places the organism in Eukaryota, Fungi, Ascomycota, Sordariomycetes, Sordariales, Sordariaceae.
GGGAAGUUCAAGUGUCGGGUCUCUAUAUAAGGAACCACAACAAAAACAACUAACAUCAACAUCUCACGUUAUGCCCAAGACACUUGCACACUAAGAAAAUUUGAAAUAAUACAAGACAAUAUUACUUCAACACAAGAACUUGAUCAACUUUGACACUACGCAUAUCCGACAAAAUGCCUCUCGUUGUUCCCGGCGUUACCACCAACGACCCCACGGUCCAGAAGACGGAGGAGUGGAUGAACAAGUUGUGCGGCAAGACGCUCGCUGACCACACUUCGGAGACUACCUUCUGCAAGUCCGAUCUCCCAAAGCAAACCCGCAUCAUCGAGCCGGGUUCGAUGGUCACGAAAGACUUUAACCCUGACCGUCUCAACGUACAUGUCGGCGAUGAUGGGAAGGUCAGCCACGUUGUCCACGGUUAAGGGGGAACAAAGAGCGGUGAUGGAAUGGCUAUACCAGGCUUGAGGAUAUCAUGGCAUGACGUGGAGUUGCGAAGCGAGCGAGUUAAUGAGUUAUGGAGAUACCAGCAUGACGCUGUGUUUAACGAAUGCGAUGAAUUCAUCUAUAGUACCAUCCUGCCAUAACUCAUUGUGAGUACCUUGACGGCUGACGAUAGAGGCCGUUGCCCCGGAGACCCUUUGUAUCCAUGUCCUUAUCGUCGUCGACCGUCCCCUCUAUCGGCUGCGCUAUGACGACACCCCCUGGUCGCCGG